Cladocopium goreaui is the source of this 2184-nucleotide messenger RNA. Lineage: Eukaryota; Dinophyceae; Suessiales; Symbiodiniaceae. The record is from the annotation of a GenBank genome assembly.
AUGGCUGUGGCCCCGGACUUUGACAAUGAUGAGCCGAUCCCGGGUACUUCGUUGGAAGGCCUAGGACACGCAUGGGAGGCUGACGAAUGCAUUCGGGGCCAUGCCCUGCAGAAUGGUGGGUCUCUCUUGUCUUGGCCCACCCCAAAGCAUGUUGGGGUCAUCAACUUCCAAUGUGCGUCCCACAAUGCCAAAGUGUUGUCCAUCCUUUUGGAGCUUUGGUGCCCUCAAGUCCGGUCUGUGAAGACAGUCAACAUUGACCAGCUUAGGGCUGAGGUGAGAAGCUUCCGUGCAAAGCUUUUCUUUCCAGAGGAUGAAGUCAAGGUGAACUGUGAUGCAAUCUCCAUCAGGAGCUUCGUGACAUACUUGGGCCGACGUCACAACGGUUCCAAACGUCGUGAAGUUCCAGUGUUGGCUGAUGACUACGGGGAAUCCUCUUUGGCAGAAGCUCUGGGCAUUCCUCAGGUGGCCCACCCUGUUGUACCGGUGCCGGACUCACAGAUCCCGGCUGACUCUGCUGCUGGCCUCGACAUGGAGUUUCCCGAUCGACAGCCAGCGGAGGAUGAGAUCCCAGCCACCUUGCCUGAUGAUUCCCAGCUUCCAAAGUCGCCUGAUGAUUCCGCAAAGGCCAGUCCUCCCAUCACACCCACAGAGCUGGAGAUGACUCCCCAGGCUGCCAGUGUGAUUGAAGUGCCAGAAUCACCUCCUAUGGCUGCAGCGGCCCCAGUGACCCGGGAAGAGAUGGCAAAGGCGUCAGUUGUUGUGUUGACACAGCCGCAGCAAUCUCCUCACCCUGUGGUCGCCACGAAUGGGUUGCCUACUUCCAGCAAGCAUUCCCCAGAAGACUUACGUGCUUUGCAGGAGAAGAUCGAAUACCUCAAGCAAAGACUGCAGCAUGUGAAUGUGAAGGGUGCUGCCAGGCCUUUUCACACCAGGGACCAGGUGACUGAUGUGCAAGACACCCUCCAGUGUGAUAUGUCACCAAUAGCCAAAGAGUGGCAGGCCAACCCGCCGGCUGUUCCACUUGACCCGUCUUCGCCGAAGAGGUUUGCCAGGCCAGCUCUUUCAGAGGAGACGAUGGCUCUUGGUGGUGCCCCUUCGGCAUCUUCCGUGGGUGCUGGUUCUGAGACACCCAAAGAUGUUGAUGAGGUGAAGCAGGUGAUUCCCGAUGAGGUGGCAGUUGUGGGGGGAUCUUCUGACCAGCUGUCAAAGGAGCCACUUGUGGCUUGCGACAAAGGUGAGAUUCAAACAGGUGAUGACGGUGAUGAAGAUCUUUUCCAUGCCACUGCUGAGCCAGUGACAAGGAAACAGCAGUUUGCUGAGCGAGAUGCUUUGAAAAAGGAGAUGAAGAAGACUGAGGAGCCUCACCCUGAAGAGGGUGUGCCUGACAAGAAAACGGCAAAGAAAAAUGCACAGGCAAGCAAGAAAGCACAGGCCAAGGCCAAGGCCAAGGCCGAAGCAAAAAAAGCAGCUGAAAAGGCCAAGAAGGAAGCAGAGAAAGCAAAGAAGAAAGCAAAGAAAGAGGCAGAGAAAGCAAAGAAAGAAGCAGAGAAAGCAAAAAAGAAAGCAAAGAAGGCCGAAGGGAAGACCAGAGCAACCAAGAACGGUCAGAAGAAGCGCAAGCAACUGGAGGAGUCCCAGCCCAGUGCAGAGAACCAUGAGAAUGUUUCGGCUGUGCCUGAAAAUCCGCCUGCCCCAAGCCCGGUGCCUGCUGAAGAUGUUGUGAUGGCUGAUGGAUCGGGUUCCUCGGCCCCUGCACUGAAAGUGCCUGCUGGUUCUGGCAGCUCUGCUGCCAGCAAUGCUGCAGAUGAUGGGCUCGAUGAUGCCAAGGAGGAUGAGAGGAAGACAUUUGCCCGACGAUUUCGGCCCUCGAGAAGCGAUCCGGCUUCCCGCUUUGAUUCUCUCAAGAACACCUUCAAGAAGCACUUGGCUGGCCGAUUCAACAAGGAAUCUACCAUGGAGGUGGAGUUCUGGAACUAUUGCAUGAAGCAGCUCAAGAAUGCUUCCAGCCCUGUGUCCAACUACGACUUCUUCUUUGAGACUUGCGUCCUGACAUUUGAGGACUUGGACACCGUCAAACGUACUUGGCCAACAUAUGCAGUGUUAAUGUUUUAUGAUUUAUUUUUGGGGUCAGCUCAGACUCAGACCCUUGAAACCUCACCAACUACUGUAGAUUUUGAUUCCUGA